AUGAAAAUAUACUUCUUGGAGCUCUUGGUCUGUUUGGUCUUUGGGAUCCUGCACUCCCAGGGAAGCAGAGGGAAGGUGUCAUCUGUGAAUCCUGAAGCAAACAUGAAUGUGAUGCAAAUGAUAAGUUACUGGGGAUACUCUGUUGAAGAGCAUUUCGUGGAGACAAAGGAUGGAUAUAUUCUGUGCAUUCACAGAAUCCCUCAUGGGAAGAAGAAGCAUUCUUACCAAGUUCCCAAACCAGUUGUCUAUCUUCAGCAUGGUUUCAUAGCCGAUUCCAGUAACUGGGUUACAAACACCGACAACAACAGCCUGGGAUUCAUGCUUGCUGAUGCUGGUUUUGAUGUGUGGAUGGGGAACAGUAGAGGAAACACGUGGUCUCGGAAACACAAGACUCUCUCAGUUUCUCAGGAUGAAUUCUGGGCUUUCAGUUUUGAUGAGAUGGCAAAAUAUGAUCUCCCAGCUUCCAUUGACUACAUUCUGAAUAAAACUGGCCAAAAGCAGUUGUAUUAUGUGGGUCAUUCUCAAGGCACCACCAUCGGUUUUAUAGGAUUUUCACAGAUGCCUGAACUGGCCAAAAAAAUCAAAAUGUUCUAUGCCUUGGCUCCUGUGGUUUCACUGGUUUUCAGUUCCAGUCCUCUAAUCAAGUUAAGAAUCCUCCCCGAAAGUUUCUUUGAGGACAUACUUGGGCACAAAGAAUUCUUUCCUGAGAAUCCAGUCACAAAGUGGCUGAGUACUCAUUUUUGUACCCAUGCAAUUCUGAAGGAGCUUUGUGGAAAUUUAUUUUUUCUCCUGGGUGGAUUUGAUGAGAGGAAUUUAAAUAUGUCAAGAGUGGAUGUCUAUUGGUCACACAGUACUGCUGGAACUUCUGUGCAAGAUUUCUUACACUGGAGGCAGAUUUCAAAAGUUAGCAAGUUACAAGCCUUUGACUGGGGAAGCAGUGCCAAAAACUACCUACACUACAACCAGAGUUACCCUCCCACAUACAAUGUGAAAGACAUGACUGUGCCAAUAGCCUUAUGGAACGGGGCUCGAGACUGGCUGGCAGAUACCAGUGACGUUCAUAUCUUACAGACUCAGAUCCCCAACUUGGUGUACCACAAGGAAAUUCCUGAUUACAAUCAUAUUGACUUUAUCUGGGGCUUGAAUGCCCCCUGGAGAAUAUAUGAUGAAAUUAUCAAUCUGAUGAAGAAAUACCAAUGAGAGCCAGAGACAAGCAUAGAAAAGGGUGUUUGCUUAAUUGCUGGAAAAUGAGUAUUUAUUUUCUAAGAUCUUUUGUUCUUUUAUAUGAAAGAUACCAUGAUUUUAAAGAUGAA
This is a messenger RNA of Dipodomys spectabilis (banner-tailed kangaroo rat), 1313 nucleotides long. Its product is annotated as lysosomal acid lipase/cholesteryl ester hydrolase-like. Lineage: Eukaryota; Metazoa; Chordata; Mammalia; Rodentia; Heteromyidae. The record is from RefSeq and is a predicted model, not a curated record. Gene Ontology annotation, molecular function: sterol ester esterase activity. Gene Ontology annotation, biological process: sterol metabolic process. The transcript is spliced from 9 exons. Bases 1 to 1200 code for a protein of 399 amino acids. Gene Ontology annotation, cellular component: intracellular membrane-bounded organelle.